CAAGGUUCGGACAAGUGACCAUGGCUUCAGGGAAAUGGGUGAAGGGGGAGGUUCCACCAGCCUCUUAAUAUCCCCCUGCAGGUUGGAGCAAUGGCAGCUCCGGGGACAUCACCUCCCUCAGCCCCAGAGGCAGCUGGUGCCGACUCAGGGGGAGGGAGUGGGGAGGCCAGGCGGCUGCCUGAGCUGAUCCAGCUGAAACGAGAUGGAGGGCAUCUGAGCGAGGCAAAUAUCAGGGACUUCGUGCACGCUGUGAUGGAUGGGAGCGCACAGGACACACAAAUCGGGGCCAUGUUGAUGGCCAUUCGGCUGCAGGGCAUGGACCUAGAGGAGACGUCUGUGCUGACUCGGGCCCUGGCAGAGUCUGGGCAGCAACUGAAGUGGCCCAAAUCCUGGCACCAGCAGCUUGUGGAUAAACACUCCACAGGAGGUGUGGGUGAUAAGGUUAGCCUGGUUCUGGCACCUGCCCUGGCUGCAUGUGGCUGCAAGGUGCCAAUGAUCAGCGGACGCAGUCUUGGGCACACGGGGGGCACACUGGAUAAGCUGGAGUCAAUUCCUGGGUUCAGUGUCACCCAGAGCCCAGAGCAGAUGCUGCUGAUUCUUGAGGAAGCGGGCUGCUGCAUUGUUGGCCAGAGUGAAAAGCUGGUGCCUGCUGAUGGAAUCCUGUACGCUGCACGAGAUGUGACAGCCACUGUGGACAGUGUACCACUCAUCACAGCCUCAAUCCUCAGUAAGAAGGCCGUGGAGGGACUGUCCACUCUGGUGGUAGAUGUUAAGUUUGGGGGGGCUGCAGUCUUCCCAGACCAGGAGCAGGCCCGCAAGCUGGCAAAGACGUUGGUUAGCGUCGGGGAGAGCCUGGGGCUGCGGGUCGCCGCAGCCCUGACUGCCAUGGAUAACCCUCUGGGCCGCAGUGUGGGUCAUACUCUGGAAGUGGAAGAAGCGUUGCUUUGCCUGGAUGGUGCGGGGCCGCCGGAUCUACGGGAACUGGUCACUAGGCUAGGGGGCGCCAUCCUUUGGCUUAGCGAACAGGCGGAAACCCAAGACCAGGGCGCCGCUCGAGUGGCCGCGGCCUUAGAUAACGGCUCUGCGCGGCGCCGCUUCCAGCUGAUGCUUUCGGCGCAGGGCGUGGACCCACGCCUAGCCAGAGCGUUGUGCUCCGGGAGCCCCACGCAACGCCGACAGCUGCUACCACACGCCCGAAUGCAAGAGGAGCUGCUCGCACCUGCAGACGGCACUGUGGAGGGCGUUUUAGCGCUGCAGCUUGCCCGUGUGCUGCACGAGCUCGGAGCUGGACGCUGCCGAGCUGGGCAGCCGAUCAGGCCUGGAGUGGGUGCUGAACUGUUGGUCGACGUGGGCCAGUGGCUGUACCGCGGGACCCCUUGGCUCCGCGUGCACCUGGACAGCCCUGCGCUCAGCAGCCAGCAGCGCCGCGCUCUACAGGGGGCGCUCGUAUUGUCAGAUCGAGCACCCUUCAAGGCUCCUUCACCCUUCGCUGAGCUAGUCCUCCCAUCGACCACCGCACAGCCUUAAAACUCGACCCCACCGCACCCGGGUGGGU
Acomys russatus (golden spiny mouse) is the source of this 1555-nucleotide messenger RNA. It is a transcript of the gene Tymp, whose product is annotated as thymidine phosphorylase. The coding region runs from base 91 to 1527 and encodes 478 amino acids. NCBI's taxonomy places the organism in Eukaryota, Metazoa, Chordata, Mammalia, Rodentia, Muridae. Gene Ontology annotation, biological process: pyrimidine nucleoside metabolic process; pyrimidine nucleobase metabolic process. The transcript has 9 exons. Gene Ontology annotation, molecular function: pyrimidine-nucleoside phosphorylase activity; 1,4-alpha-oligoglucan phosphorylase activity. Gene Ontology annotation, cellular component: cytosol. The record is from RefSeq and is a predicted model, not a curated record.